Messenger RNA from Paraphaeosphaeria sporulosa, 1725 nucleotides. RefSeq lists its product as uncharacterized. The transcript is spliced from 3 exons. The record is from RefSeq and is a predicted model, not a curated record. Bases 71 to 1636 code for a protein of 521 amino acids. NCBI's taxonomy places the organism in Eukaryota, Fungi, Ascomycota, Dothideomycetes, Pleosporales, Didymosphaeriaceae.
CGAACCCUUGUCGAAAGAUGCAAAAGAGCGGGGACUGCAUGCUCAGAAGCGCGACAAGGGCGAAUCAAAUAUGGAAAGGCGCAAAUCUCGAUGUAAGAAGGAGGCCAGCAAGUCGGGCAAUGGCAUAGUGCACAGUUUCCAAGCCAAGAACGUCCCCCGGGGUCGACUGACUUUGAAACCGCGAGAGAAACUAGGAUUGUUCAAUAAGGGCAGGGUGUCGUCGCCAGUCAAAGGGCGUGGCUUACCCGACUUGGUUUUCUCAGAGAUGAAGUUUCUACAGAAGUACAAAGACAACGCAGAAGUCGAGCAACCACCAGAGUCACCUAGGAAGAAACGAAAGAAAGACCAAGCACAUGGGAAAGAAGACGAUAUAUCUGCUUACUUCACAUCCGUGCGACCAGCGCUAGCGAGGCAAGACCCGAAUGUCCAAAUCAAGAGACCUUCGCACCGAAAGCUGCGGGAUGUCAACUGCUCCCCGCAGCAGCCGUCACCAAUCGUAGACCAAGCCAUCCCGACGGUCGAAUUGGCAGACCAGACGUCAUAUUUGGGAAUUGGUGUGAGAGGCUCACGCCAUGAAAUUGGAAGUUACAUCUCCUUGUCAGAGUCUGUCCGGGUACCAAGCUUGCCUCCAGCACAUGGUCCUCUGGAAGCUGCUAAGAGCAGUGGUCAGCUGGACUCACUGCAUAAUGGCAGAACAGGCAACACUAUCACUGGUGAAGUGCUGCACUCGCCCCCGAUUCCUCCAAUCACAACCAGACAUUUGGUGGGUGAUAUAUGUGGGCGUUUCCAGGUUUCGUCCAUGCCACCGACGAAUGAACGCCUGUCUCGUUCGCAUUCCCUCCCUCAGCACACUUCGUCACCACGCCGCAUCAAUCUGGCAGAUCGGGCAGCAGGACGUCGAACACCGGAACAUGUUGCUUCACAAUCCUCUAUGCCACCUGUCUUAGCGACGUACAAUGGCCAUCGAUGUCAUCUUCAAAGUCAUAACAUUCCCGAGCCGCGAGGCCAUGACCAACGUGUACAGCCUCCAGACCCUACGAUGCAUCGCGACGUUAUUUUAGACCGUGAAACAGAGCCGGCCGCACAUGAUGAACUUGGCCAGCACACUUCUCCCAGUCUUGGGCGAAUAUUACAAGACUGCAACACAGCGUUUCACGAGAAGCGCGCAGCGGAAGCACUGCAGCCCAAAGAACAAGAACCGUAUCCACAUGGACCGGUACAGAGUAACAUAAAACUGACUACCAAGUCUUAUUUAAAUGCUCGAAGAUUACCAAGCGUGCGAUUUGCAGGGUUGGAGGAAGUCUACUAUCCCUCAGUGCCGACAGUAUCCGGACCUGAAAUGUCCAAGCAUCAAGACGAAGAACUGUACGGAUAUACGGACCAGAUAUUUGACGAAGAAGAUUCACCAUCGCCGCAGCACAUGCAAGAGGAGUACCUUGACGAGGAAGCAUUCGAUUAUGCCGAGCAGGGCUGGGAUGAUGAGGCCGAGUUGGUAGACGAUGACGUCGAGCUUGAUCUACCUGUAGCCGAAGCAUAUUUACACUCGUUGGACAACAACACCAUCAUGGAAAGGACACACAGUCGAACUGAUGCUGUUCCCAAGCCUGGCUUUUGGCGCCCUCAUAAACUGUAUUGAAUGAAACAUGCUUGCCUGUCUUCGAGAUUGUCCACAACCUAUUCCGCGAGCAAGGAGAGAUGAUACCACUAGCCAAAGCGACAUGAAAU